Drosophila suzukii is the source of this 293-nucleotide messenger RNA. NCBI's taxonomy places the organism in Eukaryota, Metazoa, Arthropoda, Insecta, Diptera, Drosophilidae. The record is from RefSeq and is a predicted model, not a curated record.
UUAAACUAGGCUUACUUUCCAUUCACCACAAGGAUGAUCAGCUACUUGAAGGUCUUUCUGUUGGCAGCCCUUCUGAUCCUCAACAUAGAUUCUGGCUGGUCUCAGUUUAGAAAAUGCGCCAUGGGGCGGGGAUACUGUGCAUCAGUUCGCGCCCGUUGCAAGGAGAUAGGAAAUCGUGCGGAAUGUAGGCCGAAGGAAAAGUGCUGCCAGAGGUAGUUCCUCCAGUUCGUACUACGUUUUGACCAAGAUGAUGCCUUCUUCCUCUCCUAUUUAAAAUAAAAAGCUUACUUAAA